Molecule: messenger RNA, 685 nt
Organism: Vicia villosa (hairy vetch)
Lineage: Eukaryota; Viridiplantae; Streptophyta; Magnoliopsida; Fabales; Fabaceae
Exons: 1
Coding region: 319-528 (69 amino acids)
Source: RefSeq, a predicted model, not a curated record
AACACAAACUCAAAACUAUUUGUUAUUAGUAUUUUUCUUUUUUUAUCUUUGAUUGAUUCUCCUUUUUAUAUUUCAUUAUUCCUUCUUUACUUAAUUGAAUUUUCCUUAAUCAAUUUCCAUGUACUAAUCUGAAGAUUAUGAGAUACUUAAUUCACUAAGCUACUGCCAGGUGCCACCAAUCUCUUUAGCUUGCUUCUUCAUUCACUCCACCGAACCACUCCACACAACAAUAAUUAAUCACCUGUUAUAGUCUCUGUUUUCAAAUAUAUAUGUGUUGUGAUUUGUAAAAGAGGAGAGAAAAACAAGUAUAGUAGUAGAAUGGCGGAUUGGGGUCCAGUGGUGAUAGCAGUGGUGCUGUUUGUGUUGCUAAGUCCAGGCUUGUUGUUUCAACUUCCAGGAAGGAACAGAUUGGUGGAGUUUGGGAACAUGCAUACUAGUGGUGUGUCAAUUUUGGUUCAUACCAUCAUCUUUUUUGGACUCAUUACUAUCUUUCUUAUUGCCAUUGGUGUUCAUAUCAACACUGGUUAAUUCAUUUUGACCAAAUUAUAGCCUUCCUUCUAUUUUAUUUUGGUGUGGGGUUUGAAAUAAUUAUGUUGGUUUUUAUCUAUUGGAAUAUUUGAUGUAUUUGUCUUUACAAUGAUUAGUUUGGUAUUUGAAAUUUUUGAGCAGGAUAUAGUUUUGAAAA